This is a messenger RNA of Zingiber officinale, 979 nucleotides long. Its product is annotated as RING-H2 finger protein ATL5-like. The record is from RefSeq and is a predicted model, not a curated record. The coding region runs from base 124 to 837 and encodes 237 amino acids. Lineage: Eukaryota; Viridiplantae; Streptophyta; Magnoliopsida; Zingiberales; Zingiberaceae. The transcript has a single exon.
GACUUGUCUAAGUCUCCCCCGUCGACGACGGACAUGCCACUUCUUUAUGAUACGCCUAUUUUUAUCGUGCACCUGCCGACAUCGACGACACAGCCUGCGGCACGUCGACGCCCUUAAUUAGCCAUGGCCAUCGACCACGACGCCGACGACACCGGCACUAGCCCCUACAACGACAAGCUUCUGCUCGCCGCAAUCGUCUCCCUCUCCGUCGUCAUCUUCCUCGUCAUCCUCCUCCACCUCUACUCCCGUUAUCUUCUCCUCCUCCGCCGCCGCCGCCACCGCCUCCCCUCCCACCUCGCCCUUCGCCGCGUCCUCCAUAGUACGCAACCUCCUCCUCGCUAUCUGAAUAAUUAUGACGGCGAUCGUUAUGUGAUCCCGGGCCACGCGACGGAGACCAGGACGACGGUCGGCGGCGGGGUCGACCCCAAGGUGGCGGCUUCAAUGCCGGAGUUCGUGUAUAGAGCGGAAGAGCACUCCGGCGGCGGCGUCGAGUGCGUGGUGUGCUUGAGCGUCAUGGAGGAGGGGGAGAGGGGAAGGCGGCUUCCGCGGUGCGACCACGCGUUCCAUGUCUGGUGCAUCGAUGUGUGGUUUAUGGCGCACGACACGUGCCCAAUUUGUCGGGCGCCGGUGAGGAUGGAGGAGGAGGCGCCGCCGCCAGAGGAGGUGGUGGUGGAGGAGGCGGCCAUAGCUAGCGUUGACAGUGCUGUUGUGGCGGAGGCCGGUGAGAUGGCAACGGUGGAGGUUGAGAAAGACGAAGAGUCUCCUUCCUCCUCGGCUUCUAAUAAUUUGUCUUUUGGUUCUUCUCUUUUGAGAAUUUUAAGCAGAGGGAGAUCAUGAAAAUUGUAAGUAAAGGGAGAUUAUUUUUUAGUCGACAGUAUUGAGCUUACGCCAACUAAUCUUAAGAUGAUAGGCUCAAUAGUAAUUUUUUAUCGGUUACUAGUGUAAAUUGAUAUCAUCUUUAGUGUUUAAUUGAUAUAUG